Molecule: messenger RNA, 1837 nt
Organism: Mya arenaria
Lineage: Eukaryota; Metazoa; Mollusca; Bivalvia; Myida; Myidae
Product: LHFPL tetraspan subfamily member 2a protein-like
Exons: 2
Coding region: 403-1002 (199 amino acids)
Cellular component (GO): membrane
Source: RefSeq, a predicted model, not a curated record
UGAUAAUGAAGCCAUAGGAAAGAUAUUGCUUCGCAAUCGUGUUGUGAAAUAGAGUGUGCUAUUAGGAUUAUUAUAUUGUAUUCUGCUGACAUGGAAUAGGUAAACAGAAUUGACAAGAAGUAAAACGAUCCCCUAGAAAGUGGCGACAAGACCCAAAUUCCUCGGAAAGGCAAGAAGAGUGACAAAUAUGUCCGAACCAGUGAUAUACUCAUAUGACGGUUCAAAGAUUGACUGACAAAACCAAAGGUAGAUUUAUAAGAGUCAUCUUUAUGAAAAACAUCUACGAUUGUAUGGGUAUAUAAAGGAAAUAAACCACUUAUUAUAUAAUAAGCAUUUGGAGUUACAUGUGAAAUGCAUAUUUGUCCCGUGUAGUGCUAUACGGGCGAUCAGGAGGCAGUGGGGAUGGGUUACGUGCAGUACAUCUGGAUUAUGUUGUCCAUCCUCGUGUCCGUCACCUGCUCCUUUUGCUUCCUGCAGCCCGAGUGGAUCGUGCGACCUGGUCUCUCCAAUACGUUCGGUAUGUACUCGUUCUGCAUGCGUGGCCGGGACGUCAUGGCCGUGGGUGGUGCGGCGCGGCUAUGUGGCUUCUACGGUGGGGAAUUCGGAUUUGGAAACAUUCCUUCGAUCACAUGGCAGGCGGCAUGUCUGCUCUAUGGCGGCGGAUGUCUCUUCAUGUGCUUCGGCGCCCUUUGCUCCAUGGCGACAAUGUGUGUACGCUCAAGCAUGGAUAUGACAUUGAUGUUGAGCACCAGAUAUCUACAGAUCUCUUCGGUGUUUCUGAUGGUAUCCGGCCUUUUAGUAUACCCUCUUGGUUUUGAAUCAAACUACUUCCGGUUUUACUGUGGACCAGAUGCGAAUAAUUACAAUGUUGGCGAAUGCGUAGUAGGAUGGACGUAUGUGCUGGCAAUAGUCGAUUGUGCAUUAUCGAUUUUCUGUCCCGUUCUCUCGUUUUUCAGUCAAAAUGACAACUUCGAUUCUGACAAUUUUGACUAUAAACUGUAAUACUAACUAAACUAGGAAACUAUUUUUUUAAUUAAUAGCACUGUUCACGAGUUUUGUAUCCUGUUUGCUUAUUUUGUUUUGUUUUUAUUGAUGACAUUGAACAUGCAGUUUCCAUGACUUCGUUAUUCGUUAUAAUUCAUAUACAAUUUUACAAUAAUGAUUAGUGAUACUAGUAUGCUGUUAAUACUGUACGGACGAUCCAGCCUGGAUUCAGUUUUAAGACUGUGCGAUUCUAAUUUGAUAAGCAGUGCAUGUGACUAAAGUUGCAUAUGAUAUAAGAGGUAUGGAGCAGACACCUUAUGUUAUUCUCAUAGAAAUGCGUCCUUGACCUUUCAGCGAAUUGUACGUCUACUUAAUGGGUAAAAACAGUAUUUUUGAUUUUACCUGGUUCCAAUAUGGGCAUGAGCGGCGCUUUAUCAGUAGAACAUGAGCUCAAAUGUCAUCGAUAUCUAAAUAGAUAAAAGAGACAAAACCUAAUCCAUGCCCAUAUUUACCUAACGCAUUAAGGCGUUUUCAUUGGUUCAGUGUUCAGGAAAUCCUUCCAAUCACCAGGCUUGAUUUGGCAUAUAGGAAUGAAUGUAAGGAUAUGUUGUAACGUCGUUUUGAUUAUUGAAAUUCAUUAUGGGCAAUGCUGUUUUCGUUAUAUCGGAGAUUACCUGCGGGAGAUCACAAAAUGAAAAUGACCAUUUCUGAAUGGAAAUAUAUCCAAAUGGUGUACUCCCUUAAUUCAUUGAUUAGACAGAAACAUAAUCAAGAUAACACAUCCAUAAAAAAUCUUAUAAUAUUUGAGAACAAAAUGGUAAAGUGAAAAUGUCCGUUCAAAACAUCUGGUAUG